AAGGUACAUCAACUGUGAAAUCCCUUUAUAGUGAAACUCCAACUUGUGGGUUGAAACACAAGGAGAAAGAAAAUGGCUUGCCUGGGGGCAUUAGCCCAGAAGUCAAUGAGUCUCCUAGGACUGAUCUUCUUGACAUUGCCAUACAUGCUCUUCUACUGCUUUGUCAAAAUGUUCCUGAUGGUCAAACCUGGGCCAAGAAUGAAAUUGUUCAGUAGGAGUGAUGCUGUGUGGUUGUGUACUGGGUCAGCUGACCCAGUCCACUGGGUCAGGGUUGUCUUUAUGCUCAAUGGACCAGUGGAUUUGAGAGAAGUCCAGCUCAGGGUGCACAAUAACCUGGUUACCAAACAUUUGAAGCUGAGGAGCAGGGUUGCAAAAUUUGCUGGGUUUGAUGUUUGGCAGAGAGUGGAGAGAUUUGAUAUUGCUAACCAUGUCAAGUGGUUGACCCGAGAAGGAGAGCAGGCGGUAGUGACGUUCAAAACCCAGCGGGAGUUGAUAGACGUCAUCAACUGGUCCGGCCGGAUGCCGCAUGACCCAAACCUGCCGCUGUGGCGCAUGCAAGUCAUCCCCAUGAGUAGCAGCGACACCAAGCGGACAGCAGUCGUGUUUGCCUUCUCGCACUCCAUCAUGGACGGCAAUAGUUUGUGGCUGAGCGUUUAUCCCGCGCUCAGUGAUGGGCCUAUUGAUGCCCCUGACGUGGGCAAGAGUCUCGGCUGGCGCCGCAGGAUGGCGCUGUGUGCUGGCGCAUUGGCCAGUGUCAAGAAAUCUGUGAAGCAGCAGUUUUCUAUGCCAGACAUGAAUCCAGUGAAAGAAACAGGACGUGAAACUGGCAUGAGAGAAGUCAUGUGGCCCGAAAUGUUUGACUUUAAAGAAUUCAGAGGAGUCACCAAAAAGUUUGAUUGCUCAAUCAAUGAUGUGUUCACCAGCUGCUUCACUGGUGCCAUAUUGAGGCAAGUUCUUCAGUUUUCUGAUGCACUGAACAUCAAGUUCAAACUGGUUUUUUGUAUUGAUUGCAGAUAUUGUGAAGAUAUUGCGAGUUACAAAGGAAUAAAACCAGACUGGGAGAAGUGGAAAUUGUCUACCACUGUCCCUGUGAGUUUCUGGGCCAAGGAUGAGAAGCCUGUGCUGAAGAACAAUGUGGCCAUCAGCAGGGUCAUUUUACCAACUGACAAAGUGUCACCAGAAGAAAGACUUAUGAUUUCUAAGCAUGCUUGUGACAAGUACUUGAAGUCAUCUGCACAUCCUUGGACUCUGUACAUGUUGUCAAAUUCUACUCCAAUACCAAAGUGGCUCACUGUGAAAGGGGUUGGAAUACUGGAGCCAGUGGUUACCCUCUGUUGCACUAAUGUGAAGGGGCCUUCCAAGAAACUGUCCUUUUUCGGUUGUGAGGUGGAGGACAUCUUGUUCUUUUCCACUUUGUGUCCUGACAGAUCACCAGAUAUCCUGAUUUGUAUGAUGAGCUACAACGGGAGGAUUGGAGUUCAAGCAACUGUCCGGCGGCCAGUGCUACCAGACAACGUUGACGUUGGGCUGGUUCAGGCCUACUUCAGAGAAGAACUCGCAGCGUUGAACGCGGCAGCGUCUGCAAUCCCUUCAAUUCCCGAAGUGUCGUCUUCAUCUGUGACGAUCGCUGUCGAGUUGGACAGUGGCAAGGUGUCAUCUGCGUCAUCCGACUCUGACGAACUAGAGCUGGACGUUGACGACGUGGCGAUCGAGCUUGAAUUCCGGCAGCGGGAACCCAGAAGGAACAGUGACUGCGACAGCGGGACUGUGUUGGAGGAGAAUAGUAACCCUUCCUCUGUGACGAUGAGUGAGCAACCCGGGAAAGAGGAACCCGGAUUCGCGGCGAGAAUCGAGCGCGAAUGUCGCGGGAUUGUGAUGUCCAGCAAGCUGUGAUUUUUUUUUUCUCUACCCCAGUCUUUUUGUGUGUGUGUGUCCCUUGCCUUUUUUUUGUUGUUGUGUGUGGGUUUAGAGAGUGAGUGAGUGAAGUGAAGUGAGUGAAUGGUUUGUUUCUUUCCCCUCGGAUCCGACGACUGACCUGCCUCGCGGUUUCAUAUUGCGCAACUCCUCCUCCUUCUUCUUAUGGUCUUCCACCGUAGUUUUCAGUUUACCUUUGACCUGUUCUUCCUGUUAUUCUCAUUCCCUCGUCAUCUCAUCGUCGUGGCGGUGAAUUAUCACACCCACUAGAUGCACCGGAUCCUGUAACUCGUGGAUUUUCGGUUGGGCUCUUAUAGUUGAAUUGAAACGGGAGGGGUUUCUAUGGAAGGUCCUAGCAAGACAUCGACUGUAUUUUUAACUUCAGCUCAUCGUGUAUUUUCAGCAAUAUGCGCUGUACCGUUGAAAUUUUCGACUAAUGACUGUAAGCUCUCUUCUUGUUCUUCCGUAUAACUUCAUCGUUUUGACCUAUUAUUUCAUGCGGAAGAUUCAUCAGAUCCUGUGUAACUUGCAGAUUUCUGUGGUUUGAAUGGGAUGAGAUCGAUUUCCGGAUAGUUCUGAUGGAGGCAGGCGCAUUCGGGGUUUUCAUCAUGAGCCGAUGUAUUUUGAGUAAUGCGGUAUAUCGUCGAUUUUUUUGAGAUGUCGUUUCGAUAAAGUUUUUGAUUACCUUUUUCAAUUUCUUCGGAUUAUAUUAUCUGUGAUGGAAUAUCAUUUCACUCGCAAGAUUCUUCGACAUCUGUGACUCCCGCAUUUUUGGUUGUUUCUUGGUGACCCCGUAUUCCGGACGUAAAUCAUUGUCUUGUCCGGAUGUCGAAAAUAAUAUUUUCGAUGAACUUGAAGGAGAAAUAAGUCGUAAAUCUUUCAUCAGCUGUGUCUGGAACUAAAAGGAAAAAUUCCCGGAAAUUAAAUUUCCCGGGUGGUUGGUCAAGUUUUUAUCGUUCUUCCUCAUCUCACCAUGGUGGCAAAUUAUUUCUCCUGCGAGAUUCACAGGAUCUUGUGACCUACAGAAUUUCUGUCGAAUUUUGUCGUCGAUAUGAGCGAGAGUUUUUUUUUUAAUUUCGUAAUUUUUCUGGUUUUAAAAGCAUUUUAGAAAAAACUCAUCUCUGUUUUAAAUAAAUUUAGAGUAACGUAUUGCAAUGUAAUUGAAAGGUACAAUAUUUCCACCUUUGCUGAUCAUUCGUGGAAAUAUGUUCUGUCCACGGGACAUUACUGCUUGGUCCUCCAUAAAUUUCAACGCUUUUCAUAAUUUAUAGAACUGCGCAAUAUUGAGUUCUAAGAGUGAAAGCCGCUGAUCGCACAAACCUAUGAAAUCGAAAACUGACCUCAUGUAUGAUACCCAUCACUCAAGGCCAAAAGAAAGUUGUUCUUGACCCAGGUCAAAUAUAUUCUCCCCGGAAAACCUCAUCCCCGAAUAUAUUUCCACGCGUGCCAAAGUUCUUCCUUCAACGGAUAUGAUGCGGAAAAAAGUUUGGUUUUCUGUGUUGCGUGUUAUCGAAUCCCAUUUUUUUUUCUUCACGUGUCAAUUCCUCCCACUUUUUGUUGUGCUGAAUUCGAGUUUCGUUUGAGAAGUGAGUGUGUUAUUGAGAGAGGUACCUUAGGAACAAGCUUAUCGUGAAAUGGUUUCUUUUGUUCCCUCCGGCAAAGUAGAAAAAAAUAUGUUGACCCAGUUUCCGUGCGCCGACCUCGGCUCGCAAACAGUGUGAAGUUACCAAGGUAAGUCGCUAGCAUUAUUGCGGCAGGGUUUUCCCCCCCACAACAUCACAAUUGCCUCAUCUUAUUCCCCGUUGUUAUUGUUUUUUUUUUACCACUGUAUUUUAUUUGGAUGAAACUUGUGUAAGUUAUUGCGGGUGGACUUAUUCUCUCUACAAUGAUUAUCGUGAGAUUUGAUGAGGAGAAAAAAUAUCCUUUGUUGUAGAAGGAAUUUUGUUGAAGACGCGCGAUCGAAUUACGGGGAAAUGUUUUUUUUUCUGGACUAGAAGACAAAUUUAGGAAAGGAAUUUGGUUUCGGUAAGAAAUUUCCGUUACUUGAGGAAAAUUUAUGCCAUUUAAAAAAAUUUAAUUACUGUAUGUAUGAAUUAGUGAAAAAUUUUUGAGAGCGGAUAGACAGAAAUCUUCUUAUACAAGUAUAUAGCGAUAAUAUGAAAGGUUUUCUGUAAUUUUAAUUCGACGAAUUUUUACGAAGUUUUCAUCAGAAUUCUUUUAAAUUAUAAAAUUAUUUCUGAAAAUUAGAAGCCGUUUUUGACGGAUGAUAUUGCGUAAAGAAAAUGAAGUUACUCAUUUCAGACCUAUUUUCUCUCAGUGAUCCCAAAAAUUGUUUGUGAUUAAAGAAUUUUGUUUCAGAGGAACUUAUAAGAUUUUUAAGUUUCGGAACAAAUUCGUCUUACGUAGAAUGUUGUUGUAGUGAGAAACUCGGAGAGAAAAUAGUUCGUAAUUGAGGGAAUGUUGUUGUAGAGGAGCGUCUUCAAGUAACAAGAGGGUGAAGUACUGUAUUGUAUUGUGUUUUGAUAUGAUUUUUAAGUUGUAGAAUUAUUGCUGCUGGGAACAGGAACAAGAAUUUGUUCUUUUUAAAAUUCCCACUUUAUCAAGAAAUAUUGAUAAAUUCUGAUGAACGCGCACAAAUCUUGGCAAAGCGAAUUUAUUCAACUUUAUUUGAGAGAUAAAGAGAGAUGAAGUUAUAAAUUAAUUUAUUACAAGUGAAACCUCACUACAAUGAUGCUGAGGAUACGAAAAAAAAAGAACACACCAAUGAUAAGUUAUAAAAGCGAAUUUUUUCGUGAGGACCACACACACAAGUUCAUUGUAUGACGAAUAUCGUUGUAGAGAGCGAGUCCACCUGUGUAUUUUUUUUCAUUGUGGAAAAUCAUGAGCAUUGUAUUUAUUUUGUGGGUGGUUUUAACUCAGCGUGGUUUAUUUUUUUUUUGAAUAAUUUUGUCUGGCCAGGGAAUAAACUGAUGGCGUUUUAUUUUUUGGUUUGAGA
Messenger RNA from Notodromas monacha, 4909 nucleotides. The record is from the annotation of a GenBank genome assembly. NCBI's taxonomy places the organism in Eukaryota, Metazoa, Arthropoda, Ostracoda, Podocopida, Cyprididae.